AUGAUUGACAAGCCCACCGUCACGAAGACCGCCGUUGUGACGGGUGCCGUGUCUGGCAUGGGACUCGCACUGACCCGUCACCUCCUGGCCAAGACAGACGACAGCAACAUCAAGGAACGGUGGCUGGUUGUUCUAGCCGACAUCAACGAAGUCGGAUACGAAGCCAUCAAGCCCACCCUGGACCAAGAUCGUCACAUCUUCGUCCAUACCGAUGUCUCACAAUUCUCAAGCCAGCUGGAGCUCUUCGAGCGCGCUUUUGACUGGUCAGGCGGCCGCAUCGACUUCUUCGCCAACAACGCCGGGAUCCCCGACCAGCAGCCGCUGUUGGGGUGGCUCGAACAUCCCGAGACGGCUGGAGAGGAAGAAGAAGGAGAAGACCCAGUCGAGCCUGACCUCAGAUGCCUCGAUGUCGACCUAAAGGCGGCAUUCCACGGAUUGAAGCUCUUUGUCCAUUUCACCAGGAAGACGCGGAACCUGCUCGGCCGACAGACCGCCGCAGAAAUGGAUGACAUUGGAAUCAAUGGGGGAGAUGCCGCCAUUGGAAUUGCAGCAGCGCACGAUUUCCACCCCAAGAUGGUCAUCACGGCUUCCAUGGCCGCCCAGUAUCCCUUCUAUAUUCUACCGAUGUACACUGCGGCAAAGCACGGUUGUGUGGGCCUAAUACGAGCAGCAGCGCCGACGCUGUUUGCAGACGAGGGUAUCACACUGAACGGGAUCAUGCCCAGCACCACAAAGACGAACAUCAUCCCCAAGCCCAUCCUCGAGCAAUGGCCCGAAGACCACUUUACUCCUGUAGAGACCAUCAUACGAGCCUUUGACGAGCUCAUCGAUGUCACUGGACGGGUUGCCCAGGACGGGCUGAGCGAUGGUCAGGACGGACAGGUCAAAAAUGGAUGCUGUGUGGAAGCGUCGACGGAUCGCUUGUUCUACCGUGCCCCGGUCCCGUUUCCGAACGCAGUGCAGGAAUGGGUCGGGGAGCAGUCGAGGCGAGAUGGCAUUCUAGGGACGUUCAUGCAAAAAGCAAUGGACUAUAAGGCGAAUGGGUCUAACUGA
Fonsecaea erecta is the source of this 1053-nucleotide messenger RNA. RefSeq lists its product as hypothetical. Gene Ontology annotation, molecular function: oxidoreductase activity, acting on the CH-OH group of donors, NAD or NADP as acceptor. Gene Ontology annotation, cellular component: cytoplasm. The transcript has a single exon. The record is from RefSeq and is a predicted model, not a curated record. Bases 1 to 1053 code for a protein of 350 amino acids. NCBI's taxonomy places the organism in Eukaryota, Fungi, Ascomycota, Eurotiomycetes, Chaetothyriales, Herpotrichiellaceae.